Molecule: messenger RNA, 873 nt
Organism: Olea europaea var. sylvestris
Lineage: Eukaryota; Viridiplantae; Streptophyta; Magnoliopsida; Lamiales; Oleaceae
Product: zinc finger MYM-type protein 1-like
Exons: 2
Coding region: 1-873 (290 amino acids)
Source: RefSeq, a predicted model, not a curated record
AUGGUUUGUGAAUUUGAUCCAGUAAUGCAAGAGCACCUUCGGCGGGCUAAAGCAAGAGAGAUUCAAUAUACAUGCAAGUCAGGAGGAGCAAUGUCUUUAAUUAUGCGAUUUGUAGAUAAUUCGGAAAACUUACCUACAGUUCAAGAACAUUGGCUAGAAUUUUUGAAGGUAGAUGACACAACACGACUUCGACUUGCAAUCGAGCUUCAAAAGGCUUUGAUAAAAAUUGAUCUCGAUAUUGAUGACAUUAGAGGGCAAGAGUAUGACAACGGAUCUAACAUGAGCGAGAAGCACAAAGAUGUGCAAAGAAGAGUCUAUGAAAUGAAUCCCAGAGCUUUCUAUACUCCAUGUGGCGCUUAUAGUCUAAAUCUAGCAUUAUGUGAUAUGGUGAACUGUUGUUCCAAAGCUGUAUCCUUUUUCGGAGUGAUACAAUGCAUCUACAGAUUAUUUUCCUCUUUUACCAAGCGAUGGAAAUUUUUUAAAGAUAAUGUACAAGGGUUGACAAUGAAACCAUUGUCACAAACACGUUGGGAAAGUCAUGUUGAAAGUGUGAAGCCUAUAAUGGAGCAAACUGCACAGAUAAGAGAUGCAUUACUUGAUUUAGUAGAAAGUAAUGAAGAUCCUAAAGUGAAGAGUGAAACCGAGUCAUUAGCAAUACAUGAACUUCAAAAUUUUGAGUUUUUGUUUGGCAUGAUAAUCUGGCACAGAUUGUUGCAUGCUGUUAAUAUUGUGAGUAAAUUUCUUCAAACCGAAUCCAUGGAUAUUGAUCAUGCUAUCGACCUCUUGCAAGGACUUUUUCAUUUCUUGAAGAAUACAGAGAAAUCGGAUUUGCUAUUGCCAAAGAUGAAGCGACAAAAAAGGCAAGCGAAAUAG